This is a messenger RNA of Dendrobium catenatum, 3802 nucleotides long. RefSeq lists its product as uncharacterized. The record is from RefSeq and is a predicted model, not a curated record. NCBI's taxonomy places the organism in Eukaryota, Viridiplantae, Streptophyta, Magnoliopsida, Asparagales, Orchidaceae. The transcript has 8 exons. The coding region runs from base 939 to 3482 and encodes 847 amino acids.
UAUUUUUGUUAUGAGAAUAAACAUAAAUUCUAUAAUAUUUAAUUGAUCAACAGAUCAAUUCCAGCUUGUCAAAGGAAUUCAUUUAUGGCCUUCCCUCCUUGCAUUUCCCUCUCCACUUUCUCUGUGACGUACAAAAGGCAGAAGGCCGAAAGGGAAGAGAAAAGCGGUGAGAAAAAGAACAAUCCAUUGAAGUUGGUAGCCCUCGACAGAAAAAGGCAAUUCCUCGCUGGCCAAAUCGACGAAAAUCAGGUCUAGAGACAGAAGGAGAAAUGGUGGAGAUGCCAAUUCCUUUUGGUCCAUGGAGGACUUUUUUAUAAUGAGCGACCCACGCAUAUGCCUUUGAUGGAUAUCCACCGAUUUUCUUUCCUCUUACGUUGUAUUUGAAUGUAAAAGUUUAGCAGGCGAGCGCAUGAAGUUGGUGGAAGAGAUGUGUCUUCAACUUAUUUGAUGGUGAAGUUGAUAUCCGCAUUUUGGGAAGAGAAGACGGAUCAUUUAUGAAAGUCCGGUGGAUCCGAAAAGAAGAAUCAUGCAUCCAAUUGUUUGUUUGUUGCUUAUGUUCUGAAAUUUGUUCAGGGCUGCCUUUUUGUUUUGUCUAAAAGCUGCAUCGAUUUGGAAUUUCAGUUCCCAGUGCAUUGAAUCGCUGAAGAAGGAAGCAAAUUAAGCCUUCUCUUUAUCGCUUUAGAUGCACUUGAUUAAACUUUAUGAGGAUGAUUCAAGAGAAGCUGUUGUUUGAUUAAAGUUCGGAAGAGAAUUGUGGGAUUCGAUCGGAAGCCAAGAAAAAUUUUCUGAAUCCUUACCACCUUGAAGAAUAAAAGCAUCUCACAGACCAUAGCUUCCCACAAAGUUGUAGAAGAACAGCAAGCACUGAUAUUGGAUCUAUCUCAUUAGCAUCUCCUGUAAAAGGCUUAUAUUUCAGUAGUUGCAGCUUGACGCUAAUUAUGGCCAAGAAAUCUCACAAACGCUCUCCACGAUUGAGAAAGGAAAAUUCAAGUUGUAUGGGAGGUUUCAUCAGCAUGUUUGAUUUUCGUCAAGGGCGUUCUUCUAGGUUGCUAUCAGAUAAGAAGUGUGGGAGUGCUAGAGAUUUAGGCACUAGUUAUCCAAGCAACAAAGAUGAUCUCCCAGGUAAAAACGAGGAAAAUCAUGGGGACUCUGAGAAUCUGGCCAACUUAUCUGAUGGUGAAGCUGAUGAAACUGACAAGGCUAAUUUGGGUGUGACCAGUAUUAAAGCGCUCAUGGAGGAGGAAAUGUCAAGAAUGCACUACCCCAGGAAGGAAUCUUCUUCCAAAAUUGAAUGGUUAAAAGCUGAGUUGGAACUCGAAGCCAUUUCUGAGAAAAGUCAUAAUGAGCAAUCUAAGAAUAGUUUGGUAGGCUCUGAUGAUCAUUCCAAUGAAUUAAAUUUUUCUACGAGAUUGACAUCCCAACAGUCUGAUUAUCCAAAUGUAUCAGAGCUGCUUUCUUCAGACAUAGAUGUGGCUGCAUUCAUGGUAGAUUACUGCAGCACUAGAGAUCAGUAUCCUUCCCGAGUAAGCAUGGAAGAUCUCCAAAAAAGUGAACUAGACAACGAAGAUGUGACUAUUCUGCAGAAGGCCAUUGUUGAUAUAGCUAAGGCACUUUUACAACAAAAAACUUCCAAUUCAAGCAAGCUUGUUGGAAACACAGAGGUCCAGCGAGCAGAGGAAUUCAGCAAUGCAUUAGAGAUGCUGAAUUCUAACAAGGAUUUAUUCCUAAAGCUUCUUGGAGAACCAAAUUCACCCAUCCGCAAGCAUAUUGAAAACCUCCAGAAUGUUCGCAUUCCACCUUCGAAACUCGAUGAAAAUCAUUUGUUUAGGGAACUUCCAGGAUCAAAGCAGCAUCAGAAACAAAGUGGCCACCAUCUCUUCAGGAGAAGAGAGAAAUUAACAGUAGCAAGCCAAUCAAAUGAAUGCACUGAUGCUAAAGUUGUAAAUAGAAUUGUUAUUCUGAAGCCUAGUUUUGUCAAAAAUCAAAAUCCUUCAAAUACAGUUAAUACAAAAUCUUCUAUUCAAUCGCAUUGUAGCGUUGAAAACAAGGAAGAUGGAGAAGAGCUUUCAUCCCAUUUUUCACUCAAAGAAAUUAAAAGGAGAUUCAGAAAUGCAGUUGGUGGAAGCAGAAAGGAGAGACUCUCAAUCGCCAUGGAUGGCAUUCUUCAUAAGAUUCCAUAUGGUAAACAGACGAGCAGCAAGAAUGAAACUUCUUGUAGAAGAGAGGCCCUUGAAAGCGAAGAUCAAAAGAAAUCAAAUAACAAAGAAAUUCAAAACAAAAAUGAACUAACAUUUUCUACCAAAAGUUUUCGUGAACACAAAAAUUUGAACAAGAAUGCUGCUCCGCAAAUCCUGUACAGAGAAGCUGCCUUCUAUGAUGAAGCCAGGAAACAUCUUUCUGAGUUACUUCAGAUGGAAAGUAAAGUUGAAGCAUUGCCUGCUAUUCAGGUAUCAAAAUCCUUGGGAAGAAUACUCUCUUUUUCAGGAUUUAACUACUUUUCCCCAAGGCUAAGCCCGGCAAGAGAAAAAGAACCCGAGUCUCCUCAGGAAAAGACAUCAGUACUUCUAUGUCACUCUAAUCAAAAUGUUGAUACUAAAUAUUUCAACUCAUCAAGACAUAAAGAGAGCUUCCCUACUACUAACAAUAGCCAGGAGGCAAAAAAUGGGAGCAUGAUAAUUACAGAAAUUGAAGAUUGCAUGCAAAUUGAAGAAGGUAGCCACGUAGAAGUACAAUUUGUAUCCAUUAGCAAUGAAGAUGAUCUUCCUAGUGAAAUUUUCAUGGAAGAAGGAUCUUCUAUGCUACUAGAGCCAGUAAAAUUUGAGGAGAUGUUUCAACCAUCAACCUCCACUGCCUCUAGUUCUUCUGCACUACAAGAACCAAGAGAUACAGAAUGUGCCAUAGAUAAUACUGGCCGUCCAAGUCCAAUUUCAGUUCUUGAACCCCUCUACUAUGAAGAUGUAAACAGCCCUGCAAGCGUGAUAACAGAGCAUGAGAUCAAUGCUGAUAGUAAAACGCAGCCUAGAGAACCUCAAAUUGAUACUUCUGCAGCAGCUUCAGGCUCCAUAGAUUCUGAAGUAAACACACUAACAUGCAUGGAGUUUGAUGAAGCUUCAUUAUUUGAUGAACUGGAAAUAUCAUAUGGUUUUCUGAUAAAAGAUCCAAAGUUCCUCUUUGAUUCAAUCGAUGAGGUGGUUACAGAGAUCAAGCAAAGGCAUUUCAGUUGCUCCCCUUGGGUGUCGCAUAUAUGGCCAAGCAUUAGACCGCUACAAAAACAAGAAGAUUUCAUAAAUGAAGCAUACAAAAGGAUCAACUGGCAUUUAGAUGUACAGUUUCCAAUAACAAUGGAGCAGGCUGUAAAGAAAGAUUUUCAUGGUGGAGCCUGGUUUAAUCUUCAGCUUGAAGCUGAAGAUGCUGUUGCUGAGAUUGGAAAUGAGAUUCUAGAUUAUUUGUUUGAAGAAACAGCGCUGGAGUUGUGGGAUUGAUAUGCAAUAAUGUCAAAUACUGAACAAGAGAAGCUACAUCCGGUUAGCAUAUAAAUAAUUAAUCUGAACAUUAUUAAGUAUCAGAAUAGCAGUGACUGUAGAGACUGGAUUUGCUGGUGGAGUAGAGGAUACUCGUCCUGAUGAUUCUCAGUGUUCAGCAUAUAAAAUGGAUGUAGCUUUUGUAGAGUAUUUGAAUAUGAUAUUCUUUUUUUUUUUCUUUUUUUUAUAGAUACAUGCUGUGGCUCAUCAUUUGUAGUUUAGAACCUUUUGGUGAGUUAUUGGUGAUUGUGAAAAUGGAAGAUGCUUGGAAUUCUAAGGUG